This is a messenger RNA of Malania oleifera, 423 nucleotides long. RefSeq lists its product as uncharacterized. Bases 1 to 423 code for a protein of 140 amino acids. The transcript has a single exon. NCBI's taxonomy places the organism in Eukaryota, Viridiplantae, Streptophyta, Magnoliopsida, Santalales, Ximeniaceae. The record is from RefSeq and is a predicted model, not a curated record.
AUGGUAUUUCUGAGGGUUGCUCCUAUGAAAGGAGUGAUAAGGUUCAGGAGGAAGAGCAAGUUGAGUCCUUGGUACAUUGGGUCAUUCGAGAUCUUGGAAAGGACAGAUCUAGUUACUUAUCGGGUAGCCUUACCCCAGACCUUAUCUAGGGUGCAUGAUGUGUUUCACGUGUCGGUGCUGAGGAAGUACGUUCCAGAUCCGUUGCAUGUGAUUAGUUAUGAGUCCUUAGAGAUCAGUGAAGCACUAGCUUAUGGUGAGAUAUCAAUUCAGAUUUUGGAUCAAAAGGUACGAAAGUUGCGUACCAGGGAGAUACCACUGGUAAAGGUGUUAUGGUGUAACCACGUGGUUGAGGAGGCUUCUUGGGAAGUAGAGGUCAAGAUACGUCAGAAGUAUCCUCAACUAUUCAGAGAUGUUCAGAGUUAG